Molecule: messenger RNA, 1626 nt
Organism: Pararge aegeria (speckled wood butterfly)
Lineage: Eukaryota; Metazoa; Arthropoda; Insecta; Lepidoptera; Nymphalidae
Product: transmembrane protease serine 9-like
Exons: 8
Coding region: 1-1611 (536 amino acids)
Biological process (GO): proteolysis
Molecular function (GO): serine-type endopeptidase activity
Source: RefSeq, a predicted model, not a curated record
AUGUACCGAUCAUAUAUUAUUUACAGUUUCAUAUUUUUCAAUUGUAAAUUAAUUGUAAUAAACUGUGAGAAUGAAACCGAAAAGCUAAAAUGUGAUUACAAUGUGGUUAAUAAUAUAGCAUCAACAUUAAUAACAUUCCUUGGAGCAGAUAAAGAAAAUAGCAGAAUACAAGAAUUAAAACAAAAAUUAGAUAAGAUAGAAAGUUAUGUAAUAGAUAAAGAUAAGUAUAAUGAAUUUUUAUUAAACGAAACUAGAAAAACAGAUUUGAAUGAAACUAAUUUUUUCAAAGCUUUAAAUGAGUCUGAUCAUUUUCGAUUUCUAUUGGAGCCUGAACCUAAAAAUUUAUACUUAAAGUUAAAAGAAAAAAUGAACAGAGAUGAUAUAAUGAAGAUUUUAUCAGACAGAGGUCGAAAAAAUAUGUUAUCCCGAUCCGCUAGAAAAAUGAUGAAGAGCAUAUCUCAUAAUCAAGACAUUGACAAUGACUUGGUAGAUACUGUAGUGGAUAAAAUGAUUGCGCAAGUACCCAAAGAUGACCAUAAAUUCAAAUUCAGAAACGAAGAUAAUAAAUACUGGGACCCUCAAGGUGAACUUGACGAUCUAAAAGAAUUUCAUCGACAUGAUGGGCGCAGAAUAUUCAAAGGAGAAAGAACUACGAUUCGUUACUAUCCUUUUAUGGUGUCUGUUCACGUAAUGGGCAGAUUUUGGUGCGGAGGAGUAAUUUAUUGGCACGAUUUGGUUCUCACUUCAGCAGCUUGUUUACAAUUGAUGCAUAACAACCGAUUUUUCCGUGAAAAUCCUAGUGUGCUACGUGUAAGAGUAGGUAGUAAUCACAGCAGGAUUGGAGGAGAAAUGGUAGAGGCGCUUGAGGUUUAUUUUCAUCCUAGCUAUAAUCCACGGACACUUCGCCAUAACAUAGCAGUAGUACGCCUUCGUCGUCAUCUGUAUUUUAACUACCAUCGACUUCCAAAAAUCAUAGACAUAUCCCAUAAUAGUGAUGGCCUUGCACCUACUUCCGAAGUUCUGGUUCUUGGAUGGGGCGUCACAAAAGUGUCACAAAAGCUACCAUAUGAACCAGUGUUUUUAAAUCGGAAAUUUCUACCUGUCUACCCAAAUGUAUUUUGCAAAGAGGUGUAUGGAGACAAAUUCGUUUCCACUACGAUGUUUUGCGCGGGAACGUUUACAACCGGAGAAGGAGCAUGUGAUCAUGAUGCGGGCGGCCCAGCAGUGUUAGCUGGGAAACUGGUCGGCAUCAUAUCAUUUGGGCCAGCAGUAUGCGGAUAUCCCAACGCCCCCACGGUAUUUACUCUAGUCGGUGCAUAUGCAGAUUGGAUUGAAACGGUCAACGAAACGAUGCCUGACUAUUACCGCGGUAAAAAACGCACAACAACGGAGAGCCCGCUUCAUUACAUCUCUGAGUUCAGGGUCAAGAAGAAGAAAAUCACAUAUUUACCGGAAUUCAUAUAUUCCGACCUAAAAACGACUUCCACCGUUACACCAGCUCCAACACAGCCUACGACAGUCCCCACAACACUGCCGUCGUUAAGGCAGCGGAAGAGGUUAAAAAUGGCCGAAGAUUCAGACACAGAUGGAUUUAGUAUCGAUUUGAAAUAAAAUGAUAGUAAUUGC